CUGCUGAAGCCGCUCGAGGUUCGUCCGCUCAAGGAGGAGUUCGCCAUGUUCGACACCCUCAACGGAGGCGCCAUCAGCGUGGCCGACGCGCGUCGCGUGGUGCUCGAGUGGCGGGACCGAAUGGGGCUGACCACGAGCGUGGAGUUCAUCGUGGACAAACUUCGGUCCCUCAGCGACCACCCGGACGAUGGACGAAUUGUGGACGUUGACCGCUUCGUGACCUGGGAGAACUUCAUGUGCGCGCUCGCCCUGCCCGUGAUCGCUGCCCGACCCAACACCUGGGGCGGCCCGGACUACUUGGCCUUCCUCGAAGACGUCCACGCGUCCCUGCUGGGUCCUCUCCGCUUCAAGCUCGAGCCCGACGAAGACGCCCUGCCCCGAAGCCCGACCCCGCCCUCCUCGCAACAUACGUCUUCGUCCUCGGCACCCAGCACCGCCGACGCCGGCGUUGAGUGACAGCUCAAGCCGCCGCCGCCGCCGUCACCGCCGCCGAACUGCUGCCGGCAACACGGGCAUGCCCUGACACAUAUGUCCUCCCCCCCACUCCCCUCCGGAAUUCUUUUUUCUCUUCGGGGCUCAAAAUUU
This is a messenger RNA of Ixodes scapularis (black-legged tick), 585 nucleotides long. RefSeq lists its product as uncharacterized. NCBI's taxonomy places the organism in Eukaryota, Metazoa, Arthropoda, Arachnida, Ixodida, Ixodidae. Bases 46 to 456 code for a protein of 136 amino acids. The transcript has 3 exons. The record is from RefSeq and is a predicted model, not a curated record.